Betta splendens (Siamese fighting fish) is the source of this 1617-nucleotide messenger RNA. RefSeq names its product leucine rich adaptor protein 1-like. NCBI's taxonomy places the organism in Eukaryota, Metazoa, Chordata, Actinopteri, Anabantiformes, Osphronemidae. Gene Ontology annotation, biological process: positive regulation of canonical NF-kappaB signal transduction. The record is from RefSeq and is a predicted model, not a curated record. The transcript is spliced from 2 exons. The coding region runs from base 438 to 998 and encodes 186 amino acids.
CGCCGUCCUCGCGGGGACUCAUUUAUUUCAUGGCUCGAGUCCCAGAGCUGCUAAUUUGUAACUCCUGAAAAAAAGCGUCCCUUGAGAGCAGGAAAGCUGUCGCCUCACCUGUCCGGUGUCUGGUUUCAGACGGACGCGCCUCCGUGGGAGGAUCCACGGAGGCCACGCUCUCGUUGAACCGCGCCGCUACUGGUCGGACGCGUCGAUGGGAGGUCUGUCGGUGGAGCCGCAGGGAAGCGCCACUGUCCCGUCACUUCAUUCUGAGCGCCGCUUUAAGCGAAGUUGUGGAGAAAACGGCGCUCCGUGAACUUUUUUUUGCGCGUCUCCUCUGCGGAACCCUGGGAAAAGCCGCAAACGCAGCCGCGCGGCCCGUUGCGCUCCGGAAGCGGCCGCUCCGGACCGUCCAGCCGUAACGCGCCGUCCCCGUGACGUCUGCGAUGGACGGCGACGACGGCGUCCUGCCCGAUUUAAAGGACAUCGAGACCAAAGUGGGCCGGAAGGUGCCGGAGAGUCUCAUUCGCUCCCUCGUUGCCGGGAAACACCAGGAAAAGCACGAGGCGACGGCGGCGGCGCCGCAUGUGCUCAGCUACAAGUUUCGUGCCAGUUCCGCGGAUCUGAAGCGGCUCGAGAGCAAGAUGCAGUUCCUCAAGCAGGAGAUGGCCCAUCUGCGCGCCAUCGACGUCACGCUGAUGCAGCAGCUGCUGUCCAUCAACGACGGCAUCGAGUCGGUGCGCUGGCUGCUGGAGGAGCGCGGCGGCGGCGCCGGCAGCGGCGCCGGCAGCGGCGCCGGCAGCCUGUACAGCCUGUCGGACAGCCAGGACGGCGACGGCGCCGACAGCGACGGGCUGGACGGCCUGUCGGUGGGCAGCUACCUGGACACGCUGGCCGACGACUUCCCCGACGAGCCGUCGCCGCCGCCGCCGCCGCUCGCGGACGACGCGGGCGCAGCGCCGCUGAAGCGCCGGGUGGAGGCGGACGAGUAUUACUGCUUCGGAUGACGACGGGUUCGGACCGAGGGGAGAGACUUUGAGGCCCGUUCGCAGCUGUUCCUCAUCACACCACUGCCACUUAACUCCGCGGCUUAACGUGUUAUCACACAGGUUAAUUAAUAUAAAAGGUGCUUUAUCGUGUAGCAAGUAUUUAUUACGUUAAACCUCUUAAAGGAACUCCAGGUUUAAGCCCAAAGUUUUGUUUUCAGAGUGAACUAAGAGGAUGAGCAGAUUAGGAGCAGCAGACCUGCAGCAAACGGGACCUUUCGGACGGAUUCAAGUGUCCGCUGCGUUUCGUUAAGUGUCACAGCAAGUGCAAUUCGCCUCCACGCCAAAAAAACAGCACCGGCCGCUGUAAAUGUUCCGCUUUAUGGUUCCUGCUUGUGCUGCGAGCGAUGGACGUCUCAAACGCGGUGUCGGACAGAGUCCCAGGUUCGGACGGAAGCUGUCGGCGCCAGGCGCCGUCGGACCUGUGUGAAAGGCCUCUGAGCUGUGGGUCCAUUAAAACGGUCCAUCGUCACAUUAAAGGACCUGCGUCCACACUGAUUCGUGUCUUUAGGGAUUUUUUUAUGGAUUGUUGAUUGUUGUGUUGCACAAAUGAACUAAUAUAUUGUGAUUAUCUCUUCUU